Messenger RNA from Oppiella nova, 633 nucleotides. The record is from the annotation of a GenBank genome assembly. Lineage: Eukaryota; Metazoa; Arthropoda; Arachnida; Sarcoptiformes; Oppiidae.
AUGACAAUAGGUUCACAGUAUGGUUACGGCGUUUACGACGAUUCAGGCCAUGUCUUACACCCAUCGCAUGCCUACCACUGCGUGAGUCCCAUCACUGGUCACCACAACCACCACUACAACCAGACUCCCAGUCCCACCAUCGCCGCCGACCACUACACUAUGCGGUCCCUGGAGAGCAGUCUACCGAUGCAAAUGCAACCGCAACACCACAUGAAUGGCGACCACCCCAUGAACCACAUGAUGACCGCGUCGGCCAACUCUCCGAUGCCGAUCACCGCCCGCGGCCACCGAUCCUUCACUGACGGUCACCACCCGAUGGACUUGUCUUCGCCGCAACCGCAGCCACAUUACGAUCACAUGAAUCACAGACAUUACCGCAAUCACAGCCACGAAGACAUUACCGCAAUCACAGCCACGAAGUGUGCGGCACAUACUAUACAAUCGCCGGUGAUCUAUAAGCCGGUGGGAAAUUUUCUUGUGGCACAGGUGUUGGUGAUAAUUAAUGGAAAGCAUAGGCGAAUGCAGUGCUGCACACGUAAUAUACCGGAGUCUGCCUGGUAUGAGAUCACCAUUCAUGCCAUUCCAGACCUUCCUAUCUAUCAGUGGUUCCAUUUGAUUCCAAUAUUCUUGUGA